Messenger RNA from Elephantulus edwardii (Cape elephant shrew), 1280 nucleotides. It is a transcript of the gene HOXD4, whose product is annotated as homeobox D4. Gene Ontology annotation, cellular component: nucleus. Bases 249 to 1007 code for a protein of 252 amino acids. The transcript has 2 exons. Gene Ontology annotation, molecular function: DNA-binding transcription factor activity, RNA polymerase II-specific; RNA polymerase II cis-regulatory region sequence-specific DNA binding. Gene Ontology annotation, biological process: regulation of transcription by RNA polymerase II; embryonic skeletal system morphogenesis; anterior/posterior pattern specification. Lineage: Eukaryota; Metazoa; Chordata; Mammalia; Macroscelidea; Macroscelididae. The record is from RefSeq and is a predicted model, not a curated record.
CAUUAACAUCUGGCGGGUGCCCUCAAAUGUGCCGCAGCGAGUCACUUGAUUACACGUAUGUUAUUUAGUUAAUUUGUGAAAAUUAUGAGAUGCUCACCAACCCGGUGAUAAACUCGCUCCCUCGCCAUUGGCUGGCCUGGUCACAUGGCCGCCCAACUUUAUUCAGUUGACAGCAAGUAGGAGGGCCCUAUGGAAGGAGAAAAAAAGACAACACGAGAAAAAUUAGUAUUUUCUACCUUCUGAAAUUAAUGGCCAUGAGUUCGUAUAUGGUGAACUCCAAGUACGUGGACCCUAAGUUCCCUCCGUGCGAGGAGUAUCUGCAGGGCGGCUACCUAGGCGAGCAGGGCGCCGAUUACUACGCCGGCGGCGCGCAGGGCGCCGACUUCCAGCCCCCAGGGCUCUACCCGCGGCCCGACUUCGGUGAGCAGCCCUUCGGAGGCGGCCCGGGGCCGGGCUCGGCACUGCCGGCGCGGGGUCACGGGCAAGAGCCGGGCGGCCACUACGGCGCCCCGGGAGAGCCGUGCCCUGCGCCCCCCGCGCCCCCGCCGGCGCCAGGAGCCCGGGCCUGCAGCCAGCCCGGCGGCCCCAAGCAGCCACCUCCCGGGACGGCGCUCAAACAGCCGGCCGUGGUCUACCCCUGGAUGAAGAAGGUGCACGUGAAUUCGGUGAACCCCAACUACACCGGUGGGGAGCCCAAGCGGUCCCGGACGGCCUAUACCCGGCAGCAAGUUCUAGAACUGGAAAAGGAAUUCCAUUUUAACAGGUAUCUGACGCGGCGCCGUCGGAUCGAAAUCGCACACACCCUCUGUCUAUCCGAGCGCCAGAUCAAGAUCUGGUUCCAGAACAGGAGGAUGAAGUGGAAAAAAGACCACAAGUUGCCCAAUACGAAAGGCAGGUCCUCCUCCUCAUCGUCCUCUUCAUCGUCCUCCUGCUCCUCCUCAGCUGCCCCAGGCCAGCAUUUGCAGCCACUGGCCAAAGACCACCACACGGACCUGACGACCUUAUAGGAGUGGGACCUUGGGCCCAUCCUUCCCUCUGCUCCCGGCCGAGCCGAAGCUACUAGGGCAGCUGGGCCUGCUGUCACCUCGCAGGGCUCUAAGGUACUGUGGGGGUGGACCUGGGACAAGCAGGCCGCCCUCGGUCUAGGUUAGCAUCUUGCCCGAGGGCAGGCCCCUCCCUGGAUUGGGGAUGGCAUGGGAAGGGUUGGGAUUGUCUAUAUUAUUCUAUGGCAGGAGCUACUGAGAACAUAAAACCUUGGUGAGUCAUUAAACUCAUGAAAA